Molecule: messenger RNA, 186 nt
Organism: Enterobius vermicularis (human pinworm)
Lineage: Eukaryota; Metazoa; Nematoda; Chromadorea; Rhabditida; Oxyuridae
Source: the annotation of a GenBank genome assembly
AUGCAUCGAUCUGAAGCAGUUUGUCGAGUUUGUGGUGAUCGUGCCAGUGGCAAGUCGAUUAGACGUAACUUGAAGUACGAAUGUAAAGAGUCGCAUUGUUGUAUUGUUGAUGUGGCACGUCGAAAUCAGUGUCAAGCUUGUCGAUUUCGAAAAUGUUUGGAUGUUUCAAUGAAUCCAAACGGUUAG